CUGACAUUGCCCCAGCCACCAGGCUCAUUGGACCCAUCACUCAGCCAUCUGAAAGAGGCUUGGCCAGAAGGACUAGCCACAACCUCUGAUCUGAGAAGAACCUAGUAAGGACCAUGUUUCUGAGGCCCCCACUUGCUUUCUUCCUACUGUGUGUGAUAACAACCUCCUGUUCCGAACCCCAAAACUGUGAAGACAUCCAAAAGACCUAUCCAGUGAUUGCCUGCAGCACUCCAGGCCGAGAUGGGCGUGAUGGACUUAAGGGAGAAAAGGGAGAGCCAGGGCAAGGGCUCAGAGGUCUGCAGGGCCCUCCUGGGAAACUGGGGCCCCAAGGAGUAAAAGGGGAUACCGGGAAUCCAGGACCCAAGGGUAAUAAAGGAGAUCGAGGAGAUUGUUCAGCUAUGGAAACUAAGUUGGCUCUUGUAGAGCAAGAAAUGAAGAGCCUAAAAUCAGAACUGGUAAAAGUCAAAAGAGUGCAAAGCUUCUCAUUGGGCAAUCAACCUGGGAAGAAGUGGUAUGUGGUCUCCAAGGAAAAAAUGCCUUUCUCCCAAGUGAAGGCUCUAUGUGAUCAGCUCCAAGCCACUGUGGCCAGCCCCAAGAAUGAUGACGAGAACAGAGCUAUUCAGAAUGUGAUCAAUGAUGUUGCCUACCUGGGCAUUACAGAUGAAAAAACAGAAGGCCAGUUUAUGUACAUAACAGGAGGAAGCCUCACCUACAGCAAUUGGAAGAAGAAUGAGCCAAAUGACUAUGGAUCGAAUGAGGAUUGUACGGUGAUCUUAACUGAAGGCAACUGGAACGAUGUCAGCUGCUCAGUCCCCUACAAGGCUGUCUGUGAAUUCCCAGCCUGAAGAGACGCUUUCUCCCUGCUGAAUUCUCUGUCUCUCCAAAAGAAAAUUUGAUGCUUGUUUUACCUA
Messenger RNA from Suncus etruscus (white-toothed pygmy shrew), 911 nucleotides. RefSeq names its product mannose-binding protein A-like. The coding region runs from base 114 to 845 and encodes 243 amino acids. Lineage: Eukaryota; Metazoa; Chordata; Mammalia; Eulipotyphla; Soricidae. The transcript has 5 exons. Gene Ontology annotation, biological process: positive regulation of phagocytosis; surfactant homeostasis. The record is from RefSeq and is a predicted model, not a curated record. Gene Ontology annotation, cellular component: multivesicular body; rough endoplasmic reticulum.